Molecule: messenger RNA, 1395 nt
Organism: Penicillium expansum
Lineage: Eukaryota; Fungi; Ascomycota; Eurotiomycetes; Eurotiales; Aspergillaceae
Exons: 3
Coding region: 1-1395 (464 amino acids)
Source: RefSeq, a predicted model, not a curated record
AUGAUGGCACGUUCCAGUCGUCAAGAAGCGCCCAAGUCAAAGGCCAACAAUGAGGGCCACAGCAAGAGGCCAAGUGACGGCCGUUACUCUUGGGCAAAUGUAACCAUACGCUCCUGUCAACGCGAAGAUGCGAUAUUUAGCAAGUGGGAUCGGGUCAGAGAAGAUAUCUUGAGACGGAUCGAUCUCACCCAUGUAUCUAUGAUAGGGUGUUACCGUGUGGGCACCAAAGGCAGCUCCCGUAAAGCUCGCCCAACCAUUUUCAUUUUCGGCAAUCAUCACAAACACCCCAAGUCAGUCCAGCCAGCCCGCAAUAUCAUCAAUGAUGUUCUCAAAAAGCACAACGUGGCGGAGAUCGAGGUUGAAUUUCUAGAAGGUCGACAGCGCAGGCAUUCAUCCGACACCGAGUCAGAAGAAGACGGGCCUAAGCCUAAGCGUGACAUCGAGGAAAGCGGGGGAGCGUUUCGCCCGGACGUCGUUCGGCUUCGAUCACUGCCAGGGCAAAGCCUGGCUCUCAAGGAGAAUAUAAGCUGUUCGGGCACGUUUGGAGGCUUUUUCGAAAUUAUACUUCCUGGCAUUGCGAAACCAAAAGUGGUAGGAAUCACUUGCUUUCACGUCAUCAACCCAACGGAGAAGAAUAAGAUGGAUAUUGUCAGAGACAGAAUACGACAAUGGCGCAAGAAAGGGAUCAAGCCCAACGACACAGGCGCAAGUGAUCUGACAGUCGACCACCCUAGCCCUCGUGUGGUUCAAGAGAAGACCCGAUCACUGGGGAAGAAACUUCGAAAGGGUGACGAGAUGAUGUAUUUGGAAGCAAAGCAACGUCUUUCGGAUUGUGAAAGGUUACUCCACGACAUCCAAAUGUUCAAUCCUGGUUUUGGAAAGGUCUGGGCGGCGUCCGGCUUUAGAACUGGCCAGGCCCCAAGUAUCAACAGUGGCAACCAUACUCUUCCUACCAAUUAUGACUGGGCCUUGAUCGAAGUUCCGCAUGAACGGGUGGGACGUAAUACGACCCCUGGGGGGCACAUUCUGAAACAGUCCCCGUUGCCGAAGUCUUUAGACAAUUUGACUCUUUGUAUCUCAGGACAGAGAUCAGGCUAUUCAGAGGGUGACUAUAACGCCCUCAAAGAGACCAAUAUCGAUCAUGAGAUGGUCGAUGGAAAGACAGUAUCCAUGCCAACAAUUGAGCAUUCCGUUAUCCCAAGGGGGGAUAGCACAUCUUUUGGUCGACAUGGGGACUCCGGCGCUUUGGUUUACACCAAAGACACUCAUGUCGUCGUUGGCCUAUUCUUUUCAGGUCGCGUGCAUCCGCCUUUCACUUCUUCAUUCACCCACAUCAGUGAUUUAAUCGCUGAUAUCAAGAGCACCACUGGGGCGAUGGAAGUACGCUUGUUUUGA